ACUACGCGAAUCAAAAUCGAAACGAAAUAAUGCUCAGUUAAAUUAAAUUCAUGUAUUUUUGUGGUGCCAAGUUGCAAUUUGUGCGCCGUGGGACACAAGUGCAAGGAUAUUUUAGCAACUACAGAAAUUGUGGAGUGCAUUUUGCGUUCAAUUCAUUAAGAGAAACAACAAUAUAUUCGCACACAAACAAAUCUCGUCGCCAACUCAAAGCCAAAACCAAAACCGAAGCAAGGCAGACGAAGGGGGGAAACAAAUCAAAAAUUUUAUGCGUAAGAAAGAUAACAAGUAAUGAUGAACGACAAGCGUGCAAAGUAACUUGUCAAAGGACAUACAGACAGAAAGACACGAAAACAAAGCACAAACAUAAGAAAGACGUUUUUUUUUAUGUUCUGUCUUGCUCGCUCGCUCGACCACUAGUCUGAUUUGACAGGGGUGUGGGUGCCGGGGGCAGCAGCGACGGCGACAGCAGCAGCAGCCAGCGCGUGCUCAAAAACGCUAUUUCCGCAUUUCAAAUACAAACAACAAAACACAGAGAGCAGCAGCAGCAGCAACAAUAACAAACAACAACAAAAGCACCAACAGCAACUGUAACAAACAACCAAAAGACAUUGCUGUUUGCUCGGUCAGUCGGCAGGUUGGUUGGUUGUUCUGUCGCAGUCGCAGUCGCCGUUGUCGUUGCCGUUGCAGAAGUGUCACCAAUUACUGCUGCUGCUGCGGAGACAGAGGCUAAAGCGUGGGAAUAACGACAGCCUAGAACAAAACUAGUUUGAAAGGCCGAAACGCGAAGGACACGCUUGAGAACGUACAUCCCACUUACCAAAUGGAUGUCCUGGAGCUUCUACGUGCAAGUGCCAAUGGCUAUUACAAUAUAUUUUUCUCAGAUGCCUGGUGCCAAUAUGUGUCCAAACAAAUUCAGGCAACGAUGUAUUGGUAUGGCGCCCUGCUGGUCAUCGGUGUGCUUUUCAUAGCCUGGUUUCUCUACUUCAAGCGCCUGGCGCGGCUGCGACUGCGCGAUGAGAUUGCCAGAUCGCUCAGCGCCGUCACCUCCUCCUCGGGUGGGGAUCAUCGUGGCCUACGCUUUCGGAAACGAGACAAAAUGCUUUUCUACGGUCGGCGCAUGUUGCGCAAAAUGAAGAACGUCAGCGGCCAGAUGUACAGCAGCGGGAAGGGGCACAAGCGGCGCGCGGUCAUGCGCUUUGCACGCCGCAUUUUGCAGCUGCAGCGUGAGAAUCGGCCGCUCGAAAUGAAGACAGUCGAGCCGCCGGCAGAGUAUCUGGAGGAGACCAUGGAGGGCAGCGAGCGUGUGCCGCCAGAUGCGCUUUACAUGCUGCAGAGCAUACGCAUCUUUGGACACUUCGAGAAGCCCAUAUUUCUGAAGCUCUGCAAGCAUACGCAGCUGCUGCAGCUAAACGCGGGCGACUAUCUGUUCAAGAUAACCGAUCCGGACGACAGUGUCUAUAUAGUGCAGUCCGGCAUGAUCAAUGUCUAUAUAUGCAAUGCAGACGGCAGCAAUUUGUCGCUAAAGACGGUGCGCAAAGGUGAAUCGGUGACGUCGCUGCUGAGCUUCAUCGAUGUGCUGUCCGGCAAUCCGAGCUACUACAAGACCGUGACAGCCAAGGCGAUAGAAAAGUCCACAGUGAUACGUCUGCCCAUGCAGGCCUUCGAGGAGGUGUUCGAGGAGAAUCCAGACGUUAUGAUACGCGUCAUACAGGUGAUCAUGAUACGACUGCAGCGCGUGCUCUUCACAGCGCUGCGCAAUUAUCUGGGACUCAAUGCGGAGCUGGUGCAGAAUCAUAUGCGCAACAAGGGCAGCAGCACUUUGCCCUCCACGGUGGUUGGCCCAGUCAGCUCACAGAUGUCACAGACGUCGCAGUCAAUGCGCGUGCAGCCCGCGCGUACGCCCGCCUCGCCCAUGUCGCGUCACUCACGCGAGGAGCACACGCUCUCCGAUCCGGAUCCCAAUCCGAAUGCCAAUGCGCUGCUCUUUGCCGAAGUGCACGGCGAUGCGCCCUACAUAGACAUCUAUCAUCAGCAGCAGCAGCAGCAACAGCAGCAUCAGCCAGGCAUUAGCUCCGCCAUAAAUAUUCCAUCAAGUCGACGCAGCUCCGCCUCACAGCAUGCGCCAUCACAGGCGGAGUCCACCAGUGCCAAUGCGACGACGACAACACAUGCUGCUUCAAUUACAAAUGCUAAUGUAAACUCCAGUCCAAAUGCCACGCCCACAGUUACAUCGAUUGAUCAGCGGCUGGUGCAGUCCUCCGCCGUCGAAAGUCUGCGCCGCGAGCUUGGCUUGAGCGAAGAGGAUGCACACAUCAUAGAGCCUGUGGUGGAGGUGCGCGAACUGGAGCCCAAUGUUACGCUCAUUACCGAAGGCAAUGCCGACGAUGUCUGCAUUUGGUUUGUCAUGACCGGCACACUGGCCGUCUAUCAGAGCAAUGCGGAUGCCACGCGUGCCGCCAAGCAGGAGCGACAGAACGAUAUGCUCAUACACUAUGUGCAUCCGGGCGAGAUUGUUGGCGGUCUGGCCAUGCUCACCGGCGAGGCCAGCGCCUAUACGAUCAAAGCGCGUGGCAACAGUCGCGUUGCCUACAUCAGACGUGUGGCCAUCUACCAAAUAAUGCGACAGCGUCCACGCAUUGUGCUGGAUCUGGGCAAUGGCGUAGUGCGUCGUCUGUCGCCGUUGGUGCGUCAGUGUGACUAUGCGCUGGACUGGAUAUUUCUGGAGUCUGGACGUGCUGUCUAUCGCCAGGACGAGAGCAGCGACAGCACCUACAUUGUGCUCAGUGGACGCAUGCGUUCGGUUAUAACGCAUCCGGGUGGCAAGAAGGAGAUUGUCGGUGAAUAUGGCAAAGGUGAUUUGGUGGGCAUUGUGGAGAUGAUAACGGAAACAUCGCGCACCACCACCGUCAUGGCUGUGCGCGACUCUGAGCUGGCCAAACUGCCCGAGGGACUGUUCAAUGCCAUCAAGCUGCGCUAUCCGAUUGUGGUGACACGUCUAAUUAGUUUUCUGAGCCAUCGCUUCUUGGGCUCCAUGCAGACGCGCAGCGGCGCUGGCGGCUUUGGUGCGCCCGUUGAGGCGAAUCCAGUGACGCACAAAUACUCGACGGUGGCACUGGUGCCCAUAACCGACGAUGUGCCGCUCACGCCGUUCACCUACGAGCUCUAUCACUCGCUUUGUGCCAUAGGUCCUGUGCUGCGCUUGACGUCGGAGGUGGUGCGCAAGCAGCUGGGCGUUAAUAUAUUCGAGGCAGCGAAUGAAUAUAGGCUUACCUCUUGGCUGGCACAGCAGGAGGAUCGUAAUAUCAUAACGCUCUAUCAGUGUGAUAGCGCGCUGAGUCCUUGGACACAGCGUUGCAUGCGUCAGGCGGACGUGGUACUGAUUGUGGGCUUGGGUGAGCGCUCGCAUUUGGUGGGCAAGUUCGAGCGCGAGAUCGACAAGCUCGCCAUGCGCACGCAGAAGGAGCUGGUGCUGCUCUAUCCGGAGACGACAAAUGCCAAGCCCGCCAAUACGCUCAGCUGGCUAAACGCGCGUCCCUGGGUGACCAAGCAUCACCAUGUGCUAUGCGUUAAACGCAUCUUUACGCGCAAAAGUCAAUAUCGCAUUAAUGAUCUCUACAGUCGUGUGCUGCUGUCCGAGCCGAAUAUGCAUUCCGAUUUCUCUCGCCUGGCGCGCUGGCUAACGGGCAACUCCAUUGGGCUGGUGCUGGGCGGCGGCGGUGCUCGUGGCGCUGCACACAUUGGCAUGCUCAAGGCCAUACAGGAGGCGGGCAUACCCAUCGAUAUGGUCGGUGGGGUCAGCAUUGGUGCGCUAAUGGGCGCGCUCUGGUGCUCGGAACGUAAUAUAACGACUGUGACGCAAAAGGCUCGAGAGUGGUCCAAAAAAAUGACAAAGUGGUUUCUUCAAUUGCUCGAUCUUACCUAUCCCAUAACCUCAAUGUUUUCGGGACGUGAGUUCAACAAGACGAUACACGAUACCUUUGGGGAUGUUAGCAUUGAAGAUCUCUGGAUUCCGUACUUUACGCUGACCACCGAUAUAACCGCCAGCUGUCAUCGCAUUCACACCAAUGGUCAUUUAUGGCGUUAUUGCCGCGCCAGCAUGUCCAUUGCGGGCGUUUUCCCCCCCUUCUGUGAUUACCGCGAUGGGCACUUGCUGCUUGAUGGAUGCUAUACCAACAAUGUCCCAGCUGAUGUUAUGCAUAAUCUGGGCGCUGCACACAUUAUUGCCAUCGAUGUGGGCUCACAGGACGAUACGGAUCUGACCAAUUAUGGCGAUGACUUGAGCGGCUGGUGGCUGCUCUAUAAGAAAUGGAAUCCCUUUACCUCGCCCGUCAAAGUGCCCGAUCUGCCGGAUAUACAAUCACGCCUGGCCUACGUCUCAUGUGUGCGUCAGCUGGAGGAGGUUAAGAACUCCGACUAUUGCGAGUAUAUCAGACCGCCCAUAGACAAGUAUAAGACGCUGGCCUUUGGCAGCUUCGAUGAGAUACGUGAUGUGGGCUAUGUGUUUGGCAAGAACUACUUUGACGGCAUGGCCAAGGCGGGACGUCUGGGACGCUUCAAUCAGUGGUUCAACAAGGAGCCACCCAAACGUGGCAAUCACGCCUCGCUCAACGAGUACACAUUCAUUGAUCUGGCACAGAUUGUCUGCAAGCUGCCAGAGACAUAUGCGCCCAAUACGGCGGACUUAUUCAGCGAAGAUGACGACUAUGACGGCUACAUAAGCGAGCCCACAACGCUUAAUACGGAUCGUCGUCGCAUUGAGGUACCGCGAGCGGGUAACUCGCUAUCCUUCUCAGAGACUGAAAUGGACUCCGAUGUGGAGAUCGAUCUGGAGCUAGAGCGCAAGGUGGACAAGGCUACGCAAUCGACGCCACCCACGCCCAGCAAACGCGGCACGCUAACGCCCACAGCCAGCCAAACGAACUUGGAGCCAAGUUUUAACCAUAGUCCGAAGCCGGUACAUGCAAAGUUCGUUGAGGCAUCUUUGCGAACCGUGGAGGCGGCCACCAGCACAGCUGUGAUGGCCGAGACUCCAACACAAACAUCGCAUGUGGACAACGUAGAGCACACACAGCAGCAAGCGGAGGAGGAGACACAGGAACACGAGGAGGCGCCAACAGCAACAGCCACAACAACAACAACGAAGGCAACGGAUAUGACAAAUAACGAUACCAAAAACUAGUUGUUACUUGAUGCAUACUUAGUUUAUAAUAACACGCACACCCAUACAUUCUUUUACACACACACACACACACACACACACACUUACACUUACACGGAUGUGAAGCUAUGACAGCCUAAGCUGAAGUAAAAUAUAUAUACUUAUUUUUCAAGUUUUGUAGCAAAAGACGGAUAAGCAAGUAAACAUUGUUAUCGUUUAGUGUUAAGAGUCAAUUCAGAGUUAAGCAUAGCUUUAGCCAAUCUCCCAAAACAGCUACAAAAGGCAUACACAUACACAUACACAUACACAAGCGCACACAUAUGUAAAUAAAUACAUAUAAAUACAUAGA
Molecule: messenger RNA, 5507 nt
Organism: Drosophila busckii
Lineage: Eukaryota; Metazoa; Arthropoda; Insecta; Diptera; Drosophilidae
Gene: sws
Product: neuropathy target esterase sws
Exons: 11
Coding region: 821-5179 (1452 amino acids)
Biological process (GO): phosphatidylcholine metabolic process
Cellular component (GO): endoplasmic reticulum
Molecular function (GO): phosphatidylcholine lysophospholipase A1 activity
Source: RefSeq, a predicted model, not a curated record